Argentina anserina (silverweed cinquefoil) is the source of this 678-nucleotide messenger RNA. RefSeq lists its product as uncharacterized. Bases 1 to 678 code for a protein of 225 amino acids. The record is from RefSeq and is a predicted model, not a curated record. The transcript has 4 exons. NCBI's taxonomy places the organism in Eukaryota, Viridiplantae, Streptophyta, Magnoliopsida, Rosales, Rosaceae.
AUGUGGAAAUAUGAUACUUCUUCGAUCAGAAAUGAGGCUGAGAGGCACUGGUUGGAAGGAGAAAUUGCUGACAUACGGAACGUUGGGCGUAUUGUGGUAGAGAUGCUUAGGAUAAAGCCUUGGAGCCAACAUUUGGAGAAAGUGAUCAUUGCUGAACCUCCUACCCCGGCAAGAGACUUUAUGGUCAAAUGUCGUACGUGGUUACCAAAUUCGAAAGUUGACAUAUCUGAUUUGAUUCAGGAUCCAUUCAUAAACCCCCAGGUUGGUGCUAGCGGCCAUCUCCAACAUGCUGCCCAAUUCGUCAAAUCUCAAUUCGAAAAUGCUAAACAAACUGGCUAUUCAGUUUUAGAAAAUGUUGAGGAAAAAGCUGCACAAACUUCCCAAACUUUUGGCCAACUUGCUGGCUCAAGUUUUCGCCGUGUUGUUAGGAUAACAAACGAAUUUGGUGUAGGGUUCCGAAAGGGCAAAGGCGAAGGAGAAGAAGAACAAAAGCAAAAUGCCCCAGCUAAUGCUGCAAAAAUCAAAGCUAGCCUGAAGGUUCCGCACGUUGCCCCGAAAGUCGAAGAUGCUGGUGCCAAGUUUCAGCAAGACAAUGCCUUAAAAUCCCAAGCUGGUAACAAAUUUGCCGUAAAAGAAAAUGCUGAAAAAAAAAACCUAUUGCAUAUUGUCCUGCUCUAA